CAGAGACAGAGAUGACCUCAUGAUUCAAACGGCCUUCCUCUGCUUUCCAUUGCUUUUGCUCCAGCCUUCCCCAGAUUAUUGGGUCCCCUCUCCCACUCACCUCCACAUGAAUGCUUCCAAAACCAGUGACGCCAUUACUAUACAGGCCUCAGCAUCUUUCAAUGGCAUUCAAAUCUUAUAUAAACGCCCCAGUGGCCGAAGAAUUUUUUCGGUGGCAAUUGGAGCUAUUGACACUUAAUCUUCGUCGUGCCCCUUGGUUCCCACAAUAGUCACACUUGCCGGAAAAUUAUGGUGAAAUCUACGAGCAAUGAGGAUGAGAGUGUCUCCGUUAGGUUUCAGAGUGUUAUUAAAAUUUUGCAUCUGCUACUUUCGCUCGGAAUCAUUAUGGCAAUGGAUAAAUUUUUGGAACGGGUUUUUGUAGCCGUGGCUAUCAAGUUUCCGAGUGCCCUUUUCGGGAUGUUCUUUGUGUUUUCCAUCCUGAUGAUUUUUGAUUCUGUACUCCCUUCUGCUGCAACAAUUUUGAUAAACUUCUUCGAGCCAGCAAAUAUGUUUAUUCAGAGGUGGCUUCCAGUGUUUUAUGUUCCUCUUUUGGUGGUUUUGCCUCUGUCUGUGAAAGGUAUCCCUGCGGCUUCAGGGGUCAAGAUAUGUUUCAUCAUAGUUGGGGGUUGGCUGGCUUCACUUUCUGUUGCUGGUUACACAGCAAUAACCAUAAGAAAGAUUGUUAAGACAGAAAUGAUAGCUGCCGAACCUAUGCCAAAAGCGUCCCCAUUCUCAAAAUUUGAAGUGUGGUCUUGGACUGGAAUGUUCCUUGCAUCAUUUAUUUCUGCAUUCCUAUAUCCGACAGCACUUGGGACAAAUGCAAGAACAUGCCUGCCUUUCCUACUUGCAGCUACUGUGUUAGGCUACAUGGUUGGUUCUGGGUUGCCCUCUGAUAUCAAGAUGGUGUUCCACCCAAUAAUUUGUUGUGGACUAUCAGCGUACUUGGUGGCUCUAGCUUUUGGGUAUUUAUCAAAGUCUGGAGUGGAUGCUGUUCUAGGAUAUUAUCUCACGAAAGUUUCAUCCAACCCUGGAGCUGGUGACAUUCUGAUGGAAUUUUUGGGAUCUGUUAUUAUUUCUUUUGCCUUUUCAAUGUUCAAACAGAGAAAGCUUGUCAAGAGGCAUGCGACAGAGAUUUUCUUAUCCGUGAUCAUCUCGUCAUUAUUCUCAUUGUAUUCAACUGCGAUCAUAGGGCGUCUUGUUGGCCUGGAACCCACUUUGACUAUAUCAAUUUUGCCUAGAUGUAUAACAGUUGCAUUAGCUCUCAGCAUUGUCUCAUUUUUUGAAGGUGUCAAUGCAUCUCUCACAGGCGCUGCAGUUAUUCUAACUGGUCUUGUGGGUGCAAACUUUGUACAAGCAAUGCUUGACAAACUUCGUUUGAAUGAUCCUAUAGCUCGAGGAUUAGCAGCAGCAUCUAGCUCUCAUGGAUUGGGAACGGCAGCAUUAUCAGCAAAGGAGCCUGAAGCCCUCCCUUUUUGUGCAAUCGCUUAUGCUCUAACUGGCAUAACUGGCUCAUUACUUUGUUCAGUUCCAGCAGUCAGGCACAGCCUGCUUCUGAUAGCUGGAUAAAAUUAUUUACUAGUUUCACACAUUUGUAUUUGGGGCAUCAAUAUGAAUAACCUUUCCCUCAAACAGUAUUUCAGAUUUAUGGGAAUGGUUUCUAUACUGUUCAUCAUACAGCUCACCACUAGCUUCCUGUACAGCAUCUGUAUCUUAGGUUUUGGUUAUUGUAAAAGGAAAACCUUUACGCGAAAACUUGCAGAUCCAUUUUCCUGCUA
Macadamia integrifolia is the source of this 1814-nucleotide messenger RNA. Its product is annotated as plastidal glycolate/glycerate translocator 1, chloroplastic-like. Bases 289 to 1605 code for a protein of 438 amino acids. The transcript is spliced from 8 exons. NCBI's taxonomy places the organism in Eukaryota, Viridiplantae, Streptophyta, Magnoliopsida, Proteales, Proteaceae. The record is from RefSeq and is a predicted model, not a curated record.